AUGGCAGCACUUCAUUGCCUCAGUUCAAGCUAUUACCAGUACAAGAAUUGCCAUACUAGUUUUCUUGAGUUUAGAUUCAAAAGAAGCAGCUAUGUUGUCAGAUGUGAAAAGGCAAGGUAUGAUAUUCAAGAUUAUUCAUGUGUAGAGAGGGAUGAGAAGAGGAGGCUUAGGAUCUUGAUUGCCGGUGGGGGUAUAGGGGGGUUGGUUCUGGCUUUGGCAGCAAAACAUAGAGGAUUUGAUGUGAAGGUGUUUGAGAAGGAUUUGAGUGCAGUAAGAGGGGAGGGUAGGCACAGGGGUCCUAUUCAAUUAUUGAGUAGUGCUUUGGCAGUUUUGCAGGUUAUUGAUGGGGAUGUUGCAAAACAAAUUAUGGAAGCUGGGUGUGUUACUGGUAACAGGAUCAAUGGCAUUGCAGAUGGUGUCUCAGGUAAUUGUUUGUAUCACUCUGCUUUGAUUGGGAAAGUUGACAUGCUUUAUGUGAAGAGUGGACUGAUGCAUAACAAAUUUUCAAAAUUUUCUUGGCCAGUUUUGCAGCUAGAGAAAUGGGAAAUUAAUCAUUUGGAAUUGAUCACUUCUUGUUCUCAUUUCAGGUUUAUUAAGCUUAAUCUCUUGAAUCAUGCUAUAAAUAGAGGCCUUCCUGUUACCACUGUUAUAUGUAGAAUGGCACUGCAAGACAUAUUACUCAAUGCAGUUGGUUUAGACAUAGUAAGCAACAAAUCUAAAGUUGUUGACUUCGUGCAAGACUCUAAUAAGGUCACAGUGAUCCUUCAGGAUGGACAGCAUUAUGAUGGCGAUGUUUUAGUUGGGGCAGAUGGCAUAUGGUCAAAAGUUCGGUCAAAACUAUUCGGGCAGGAGGAUGCAAAAUAUUCAGGUUAUACAUGCUAUAGUGGACUGGCAAACUUUGUCCCAUCUUAUAUUGAUAAUAUUGGGUACCGGGUGUUCAUAGGAUUCAACCAGUACUUUGUUGCUUCAGAUGUUGGAAAUGGAAAGAUGCAAUGGUAUGCUUUCCACAAGGAGCCCCCUAAUAAUACGGAUCCUCCAAGAGGCAAAUCUCUGAACCACACAUGUGAAGUAGUCGAGCUAAUAUCAGAAACACAGGAGGAUAUGAUUCUACGGAGGGACAUCUAUGACAGAGACAUGAUCUAUGCCUGGGGGAUUGGACGGGUGACUCUGCUAGGCGAUGCUGCUCAUCCAAUGCAACCGAAUCUGGGGCAAGGGGGUUGUAUGGCAAUUGAGGCUCAUUAUGUUGGGAAAUCACAUAUGCAGGACUGUUACCAACUUAUUCUUGAGCUCGAUAAGUUUGCCAAGAGUGGCUUAGACUUUCCAGAGUCUAGUGAAAUUGCCACGACACUUCAAAGGUACGAAAAGAAAAGAAUGUUCCGAAUUAGUACAGUACAUGCAACCAGCCGAAUGGCAUCAAAAGUGCUCACUGCUUAUCGACCUUACAUGGAAUUCGGAUCUGGCCCCUUGUCUGUAAGUUUUUGCCAAACUGUUUCCUUCUCCAAUCUCGGAUUAAGCAACUCUGCUCAAGUUCAUUUGUUAGCAGUUGUUCCUGUUACAGCAUCUAUCUGCUCUAAAGAUAACCAAACCUUCAGUUCAUGUGGCACUUGCUUUUCUACAAAUUUUCAUGCCACAAUUCAUGAUUUGGAUGAUGGUUGGCCAUGGAUUUUGGUGAAACAGGAACAGAAGAAUUUGAACUGA
This is a messenger RNA of Dovyalis caffra, 1698 nucleotides long. The record is from the annotation of a GenBank genome assembly. Lineage: Eukaryota; Viridiplantae; Streptophyta; Magnoliopsida; Malpighiales; Salicaceae.